AUGUCAGAGUUCAUAAUCACUUUAGCAUGUUGCAUUUCAUCAUACGUAUUAAUCGGAUUAAUAUUCGCACUGGGUGUACACACUUUUCGAAAGCAUUAUGUACCAACCAGCGAGUUUCGUCGUAUUAAUCCACUGGAGGAUGUCGGUUAUACUGUCUCACGGAAUCUAAUAUUUCUAAAUCCUGCUGUAUUAUAUGACAUAUUAAAAAAUGAUCCAUUUUUUGAUCCUGAUAUCUAUGAAAUGAAAGAUCAGUUGAAUCGUGAAGAUAUAGAACUGCUGACGAAACAAGCUAUGCGCCUGUUGUUAAGACAAAGUGUUGUUGGUACAAAUCUACCGGCGAGUUUAGCCUAUCUAAGACGUUGUCUGUUGAUAUUAACAGAGGCUAAACGUGAACGACAAAUGAAACAAGGAAGAUUACAUAAAUAUUAG
This is a messenger RNA of Trichobilharzia regenti, 429 nucleotides long. NCBI's taxonomy places the organism in Eukaryota, Metazoa, Platyhelminthes, Trematoda, Strigeidida, Schistosomatidae. The record is from the annotation of a GenBank genome assembly.